AUGGGAAGCUCUGCCCUCGGGGCUUUCCUUCAAGUUGUAUUUGAUAGGAUGGCUACAAAAGAGUUUUUGAAUCUAUUUCGGGGAAGAGAGAAUGACGGAGAACUCCUCGAGAAACUCAAACUGAACUUACAAAUAGUUGGAGAUGUGCUUGAUGAUGCAGAGAACAAGCAAACAAGCAGCCUAGCUGUCAAAGGAUGGCUAAAUAAGCUUCAUGACACUAUCUACGAGGCAGAUGACUUGCUUGAUGAGAUCAACACUGAGGAACUACGACUGAAGGUUGAAGCUAAAUGCAAUAACUCGACCAGUCAGGUAAGUGCUUUGAAUUACAGCUCAUCUUUCAGUAAUGAUUUCCUUGGGAAGAUGAUGCCACAGAUAGAAAAAAUGGUUGCUAGAUUGGAUUGGUUCAUACAACAAAUUAACCCUAUGGGCUUGCAAGUUGUUGAACCAAAAAUGCAAUCGCGUCGAACGCCUUCAACUUCUUUGGUUGAUGAGGCCAGAGUGUAUGGUAGAGAUGCUGAUAAAGAGAAGAUAAUUAAAAUGUUGCUAUGUGAGAGUGCAAAUGGAGUCAAUUUCACUGUGAUUUCUGUAGUGGGUCUUGGGGGAAUUGGUAAGACCACUCUUGCUCAAUUGAUUUACAAAGAUAAGAGGGUGCAAAAUCACUUUCCUACAAAAGCAUCGGUUUGCAUAUCAGAAGAUUAUGAUGCUGCCAGGAUAACGAAAGAACUCCUUGAAGGGCUUGAUAUUCCACUUUCUGAUGCGAGGGAGAAUUUGAAUUCCCUUCAAGUGAAGCUACAAAUGGGGCUAAAUGACAAAAAGUUUCUUGUUGUUUUAGAUGACUACUGGAAUCGGGACUACAACGAGUGGGAUAGAUUCAAGGUGCUAUUCACAGGUGCAAUGCAAGGAACUAAGAUCAUUGUAACUACACGUGAUGAGAAAAUUGCAUUAAUGAUGUGUAAAAAAGAGUCAAUUUAUUCCUUGGAUUUGAUAGCAGAGGAAGAUUGUUGGUCCUUAUUUGAAAAGCAUGCCUUUGAAAAUAAAGAUGGAGAUCACGGUCCAGAACUUGAAGAUAUAGGAAAGAAAAUUGUGAAGAAGUGUGCAAGGUUGCCUUUGGCUGUGAAAACAGUUGCAGGUCUCUUGCGUUCAAAAACAACGGCUGAAGAGUGGGAAGAUAUUUUAGUAAGUGAAGUAUGGACUCAAACAGACAAUGAAGAUGACAUCUUGCCAGCGUUGAGAUUGAGCUAUAGUCAUCUUCCAUCUCGUCUUAAAAGGUGCUUUGCCUGUUGUGCUGUAUUUCAUAAGGAUUUCGAAUUUAGAAAAGAGGAAAUAAUUCAUUUAUGGCAAGCUAAUGACCUUUUGGAGCCUCCAGGAGAAAACAGGGGAAUUGAACAAAUCGGUGAAGAGUACUUACGUGAGUUGAGGCUGAGGUCCUUACUUGAGCAGUCAACUGACGAUUGUAAGACACUUGCAAAGUUGCCGGUAAGUUUGGUGAAGUUAAUUAACUUGUCUUGCCUGGAUAUCAGUGGAACUCCAUUGAAAAAAAUGCCACUGUACACGGGUAGACUGAGAAACCUUCGAGUUUUGACUAAUUUUAUAGUAGGCAAGGACAGCGGUUCAAUGAUUGAGGAGUUGGGCAAACUUCCUAAGCUUCGUGGUAGGCUCAUCAUUUCAAAGCUGGAAAAUGUUUCCAAUGGUGGAGAUGCAUCGACGGCGAAUCUAAAGGGCAAGGAACACCUUGAAGAGUUAACUUUGGAGUGGAAUGGUGCUGUCAAUGAUUCACAAGCUGUGAGAAAUGUGCUUGAUAAUUUACAACCUCAUUCAAGCAUAAAGCAUCUCAAGAUCAUAGGGUAUGACGGGACAACAUUUCCAGAUUGGCUAGGCAACUCUUCGUUAAGCCAUUUGGAAUCGUUGAGUCUUUCUAAUUGUGAAAUUUGUUUUUCCUUGCCUGCACUUGGGCAGCUACAGUCCUUGCAAUCACUUGAAAUUGUUGGAAUGAGUUAUAUAUUUGAUUUGGUGGAGAAUUUUUAUGGAGAUGUCAGUGCAACCAAACCAUUCCCAUCUCUGAAAAAGUUGAGAAUCGAGAAGUUGCCAGAGUGGGAGAGAUGGAAAUACCAGAAGAUUUCAGGGCUAAAAAAUUUGAAAGAGUUGCCCCUACAGCUCAACCAAUUAUCCCAACUUGAGGAAUUGAGGGUUGAUGAUUGUCGGUCUCUCUCACCCUCGCACGUGAGUAGACCACUUGCUUCACUUAAAUCACUUGUGUGCACGGGACGCUGCAAUCUGGAAUUGGAGAGUUCAAGCGGGGAGGGUGGUGGGGCCUUGGAGUACUUGACAUUAGGAAAUUGUGACUCUGUCAAAGUCAAAGCCGAGUGGCUUGCAUCGUUUCCCAUGCUAAAAGAUGUUAAAAUUAAAUGCUGCAAGAGUGUUGAGAUGCUCUCAGUUGCUGCUGCACCUGCACCUGCACCUGCACCUCGGAUUGGGAAUCAGAGUGGCACGACAACUACUACUACUACUACUACUAGUGUGAUGACGUCACUUCAAUCCUUACACGUCUCCCACUGCGAUGAUCUAAUAAUUAUGUCUUUUCCAGCCCCCAGUCUAACGUGGCUUAUUAUAUCGAAUUGCAAGAAGCUCACGUCACUGCCGCAACGGAUGGAAUCCGUCCUCCCAUCUCUUCGAUCUUUGCGUCUAUUCAAUUGUCCAGAAAUUGAGUGCUUCCUGGAAGGGGGUUUGCCCUCCACCCUACAAUCCCUUUACAUCUACGAUUGCAAGAAGCUCAUGAGUCGCAGGAGAGAGUGGGAUUUGGAGAAGCUCCCCUAUCUCACGCGUUUGACCAUUAUGGGUCGCUGUGAUGAAGUAGAGUCGUUCCCAGAGAAGGAUUGGCUGUUGCCUUGCAUGCUUCAAUAUCUCUUAUUGUCCUCCCUUCAGAAUCUAAAAGUGCUAAACUAUUCGGCUCUUCGACACCUCACCUCUCUUCAAAACCGAGAACUCAGUAAUUGCCCUCGACUCCAGUCCCUACCAGAUGAGGGACUGCCCGCCUCCCUCACCCAACUACAUAUCUGGCGCUGCUCACUGCUGAAACCAAGGUUAGAAUGA
Coffea eugenioides is the source of this 3090-nucleotide messenger RNA. Its product is annotated as putative disease resistance RPP13-like protein 1. NCBI's taxonomy places the organism in Eukaryota, Viridiplantae, Streptophyta, Magnoliopsida, Gentianales, Rubiaceae. Bases 1 to 3090 code for a protein of 1029 amino acids. The record is from RefSeq and is a predicted model, not a curated record. Gene Ontology annotation, molecular function: ADP binding. Gene Ontology annotation, biological process: defense response to other organism. The transcript has 4 exons.